AUGGGAAAGAUCACCUUCUACGAGGACCGGGGCUUCCAGGGCCGCUGCUACGAGUGCAGCAGCGACUGCCCCAACCUGCAGCCCUACGUCAGCCGCUGCAACUCCAUCCGGGUGGACAGCGGCUGCUGGAUGCUCUAUGAGCGCCCCAACUACCAGGGCCACCAGUACUUCCUGCGGCGCGGCGACUACCCCGACUACCAGCAGUGGAUGGGCUUCAAUGACUCCGUCCGCUCCUGCCGCCUCAUCCCCACUGUGAGUCACUCCGGCACUUUCAGAAUGAGAAUCUAUGAGAGAGAUGACUUCAGAGGACAAAUGUCAGAGAUCACAGACGAUUGUCUCUCUCUUCAGGACCGCUUCCACCUCAAUGAGAUCCACUCCCUCAAUGUGCUGGAGGGCUCCUGGGUCCUUUACGAGCUGCCCAACUACAGGGGAAGGCAGUACCUCCUGAGGCCAGGGGAGUACAGGAGAUAUCUUGACUGGGGGGCGAUGAAUGCCAAGGCUGGUUCUCUAAGACGGGUGACAGAUUUUUACUGA
Molecule: messenger RNA, 534 nt
Organism: Lagenorhynchus albirostris (white-beaked dolphin)
Lineage: Eukaryota; Metazoa; Chordata; Mammalia; Artiodactyla; Delphinidae
Product: gamma-crystallin B-like
Exons: 3
Coding region: 1-534 (177 amino acids)
Biological process (GO): visual perception; lens development in camera-type eye
Molecular function (GO): structural constituent of eye lens
Source: RefSeq, a predicted model, not a curated record